Messenger RNA from Emys orbicularis (European pond turtle), 1234 nucleotides. RefSeq names its product transcription factor E2F4-like. Gene Ontology annotation, biological process: regulation of transcription by RNA polymerase II. Gene Ontology annotation, molecular function: protein dimerization activity; RNA polymerase II cis-regulatory region sequence-specific DNA binding; DNA-binding transcription factor activity, RNA polymerase II-specific. The coding region runs from base 15 to 1025 and encodes 336 amino acids. The record is from RefSeq and is a predicted model, not a curated record. Gene Ontology annotation, cellular component: RNA polymerase II transcription regulator complex. Lineage: Eukaryota; Metazoa; Chordata; Testudines; Emydidae. The transcript is spliced from 8 exons.
GCGCGGGGAGGCAGAUGGCGGAGUCCGGGCCGCAGCCCCUGGGGGCCCCGAGCCGGCACGAGAAGAGCCUGGGGCUGCUCACCACCAAGUUCGUGUCGCUGCUGCAGGAGGCCAAGGACGGCGUGUUGGACCUCAAGCUGGCAGCGGAUACCUUGGCGGUGCGGCAGAAACGGCGAAUCUACGACAUCACAAAUGUUCUGGAGGGCAUUGGGCUGAUCGAGAAGAAAUCCAAGAACAGUAUCCAGUGGAAAGGUGUGGGCCCGGGCUGCAACACCCGCGAGAUAGCCCACAAACUCAUUGAGCUGAAGGCGGAGAUAGAGGACCUGGAGCAGCGCGAACAGGAGCUGGAGCAGCAGAAGAUGUGGGUCCAGCAGAGCAUUAAAAACGUCACCGAAGACGUACAGAACAGCAGGUUAGCCUAUGUGACGCACGAAGAUAUCUGCAAGUGCUUCACAGGAGACACCCUCCUAGCAAUUCGAGCCCCGUCGGGCACUCGGUUGGAGGUUCCCAUUCCGGAGGGCCUGAAUGGACAGAAGAAAUAUCAGAUCCAUCUGAAAAGCACUAGUGGUCCAAUUGAUGUCCUCCUCGUAAACAAAGAUGCUUUGAGCUCCCCCCCUGUGGUGCUCCCUGUCCCUCCCCCUGAAGACCUCAUUCAGUGCCAGCCAGUCGUGCCCGCUAAACCACAGAGAUCGCCUGUUGCCCACUUCCAGGAGGCAUCUGUCCCCAGCAGUACGCACCCGUCCACGCCCACACCGACCAGCACUCAGGACCACAGCCCGGCUGCACAGAAAACAACGAGCCCAGAAUGCAGCGUUUCGGCAGCAGAGUCCAAGAGCAGCAGCGACUUCGACCCUCUCAGCUCGGUGGCCACGCCAGCCAGCCAGCCGCCGGUGUUAGAUACGCAGCCGCUCCAGUCAUCUGCCUCGCUAGACAGCAGCUCCGUCCUGCCCAAUCCCUCUACCUCCUUUGAGCCAAUCAAGCCAGAUCCCACAGAGAGUCGACGCUGCCUUUUUAGAGGCCUUUAAGAACUUACACAUUGGAAGCCCUGUGGGAGUAAACAUAUCGUGCGUCAGCUGCUUUUGCUCAUGUCUGAGAUACAGAUCUCAAGCCGAAAAGGACAAAAUGGAAGAAUGAACCAUCUGAGACUCCCUUAUGGUAGGAGUCAUGGCAUCCAUUUUAUAGGUGGCUGUAAAAGGUCGUGUUAAACCAGGCGAUUAAUAAAACUUAUUUAAAU